UUUUGCACUCUCCCCUCUUCUCAUUGCGCGAGUCCGUCUUAACAAGAACAUAAAAGAGGCUCUCCUCUUGGAUACAUACAGUGAAAUAUCAACAAGCAAGGUCUAUUGCUACACUAACAACACCAUAAAUACAUCAAUGUGUAACAUAUGAGAGAUAUUUCUACGUAUAACACUUCAAACUCAACUUGUCCACUCUCCGUUUUCUUUCUGCUUUAAUACAAUUCAUUUAAGUGUACUUGGUGUAGGAAUUGCAACAAUCUUGACCAAUCAGAUGUUGCACACCGACCUAGUACGCUUCUUUAAUUGGCCGAUACAUCACUAGCUACACUCGAUUAAUGAGCAUCACUGUACAUAAAUGCAUGUAAAGAAUUAUUCUCAUAAUCUAACCUAACCCUGAUCGAAGCAUCGUGUUUUAAAUCAACGAUAUCAACAAAUUAUAAAAAAUGCGGCUAUAAUAGCAAAAAAAAACUUAUACACAUUAUAAUUGAUCACUUAAUUCAAAAUAUUAUUGAAUAAUUAUUAUUCAAUACGUAAGCCAACAAUAGAAUGGGAAUGAAAGCGUGAUCAACGUGAUUCGCGCCAAAUUGCAAUUUUUGUUUAUAACAAAAAUUUCUAAUGAUGGCAUCUGAGGAUGUAAAUUCUCAUACAAUACUAGCUUCUUCGGAAGAGGCUGGCCAGCCUGUUACCAGUACCUCGCAGGAAAGUAUCAAUAAGGAUGCUAACCCGACUAAGCUACAGACUCAAGUAAAUCCAACGAGUAAUCAACAAAGGAUACAGCUACGCAAGCAGCAGACAUACAACUGGCCACAAGAAAAGAAAUUGUUAAAACUUGCAAAUUACAGUGCUUGUCAAGUGGAGGAAUGCAAAUGUACGGGCUGGAAGAGCAUGCAGCCACUUAUAAGAUCACCAAAGGGCGAGAUACAGACGCCUGUCAUAAACUUUUCUGAUCCAUGCAAGAUAUGUACUCAUCUUUUAGAAAGUCACAUUAAGCAUCUACCAAUUCAAUCUGACAAAGAAAUCAACAGAUUAUUGGGUAUGGCUAUCGAUGCAGACAAUAUUUUAACAUGUACACACAGGGAAACUGAUCCUGAUACUAAGAAAGUUUAUUUUUAUUUGUACAAAUUGUUAAGAAAUUGUAUUUUAUCUAUAUCAAAGCCAGCCAUAGAUGGCCCAUUGGGACUACCACCAUUUGAAAGACCUUGUAUAGCAAAGGCAAUAGUAAACUUUAUUACAUUCAAGUUUAGUCAUUUGUCACCAGCUGAAUGGCAAACUAUAUGUGAUAUGACAAAGAUGUUUUUACACUGUGUAAAUUUUUGGAAUUUUGAAGCACCUAGUGCCAAGCAAGCAACACUUAACGCUGAUGAAACUCCUGCUUACAAAAUUAAUUUUACUCGCUGGCUAGUCUUCUGUCAUGUGCCUGCAUUUUGUGACUCUUUACCACAUCACGACACUUCUUUCUCCUUUGGGAAAACUCUGUUGCAAGCUGUAUUUAAACAACUUCAUAGAGAACUAGUGAAUAAGUGUCACAAUGAAAGAGACAGAAUAACGCCAGAGAAGAGAGUUAUGGUUUUAACACAUUUUCCUAAGUUUCUUUCGAUGCUGGAAGUUGAGAUUUAUUCUGAUAAUUCACCAAUGUGGGAUCCUGAAUUUAAACAAGUACUACCAUCUCAUCUGCAAGCUAUCCUGGAAUCAAAGGCACAACCAACAAGAAAGACAGGAGAAUUCGAGAAGGUCACUGUUACACCAAAUGAUAAAGAUAAUUAUACAACUAUAAAUAUUAGUCCGGGAAUACGAAGAUUUCCCGAAAAACGUUCUUAUUCCGAAGGACGACCUGAUAUGAGAAAAAGGAAAAGUGAAGAGGCUUUCGAGGAUUUGCCAGACAAAACUGUUGCUGAAAUUGUUACGACUAUUAAUGACCCCAACUAUAUGUGUGGACCUGACGCGGUAUUUCCUCCGGAUGUUCCUCGAGACGAAACUGCUAAAAUUGAAGAAAGCAAAAAAAUCAUAGAGUUCCAUGUAGUCGGAAAUAGCCUGACGCAACCUGUGUCUAAACAAACUAUGCUUUGGCUGAUAGGAUUACAUAAUGUAUUCAGCCAUCAAUUAGUUAGAAUGCCCAAAGAAUAUAUAUCUCAAUUCGUUUUCGAUCCGAAGCACAAAACAUUGGCUCUGAUAAAAAGUGGUCGUCCAAUCGGCGGUAUUUGUUUUCGCAUGUUUCCUACUCAGGGUUUUACCGAAAUAGUAUUUUGCGCUGUUACGAGCCAAGAGCAAGUAAAAGGCUAUGGAACGCAUUUAAUGAAUAUGCUGAAAGAUUAUCAUAUCAAAAACAACGUGUUGCAUUUUCUUACGUUCGCAGAUGAAUUUGCUAUUGGAUACUUUAAAAAGCAAGGAUUUAGUAAAGAUAUAAAACUACCAAAGCCAAUGUAUCAAGGAUAUAUCAAAGAUUACGAAGGAGCGACGUUGAUGCACUGUGAAUUAAAUGCUAAAAUAGUAUAUACCGAAUUUACAGCGGUACUAAGGAAACAAAAAGAAAUCGUCAAGAAGUUAAUUUAUCAGAGGCAACAGGAAAUACAAAAGAUUCAUCCGGGCUUAACAUGCUUCAAAGAUGGUGUAAAAAGCAUUCCCAUCGAAUCCAUUCCAGGAAUUCGCGAAACUGGAUGGAAGAAUUACGCUCAAACGAGGACAAGAGGCGUGGCCAAAGGAACGCAAAAUUCAGAACUUGUAGAUUGCAUAGAUAUGUCAGACUCUCUUUUUAACGCCUUGAAUAACGUUUUAAAUAGCGUGAAAAGCCAUAGUACAGCUUGGCCAUUUCUGGAACCUGUGGACAAAGACGACGUUCCAGACUACUAUGAUCAUAUAAAAUAUCCAAUGGAUCUCAAGACUAUGGAAGAACGUCUAAAGUCUAAAUACUAUGUAACUAGAAGAUUAUUUAUCGCAGACAUGACACGAAUUUUCACGAAUUGUAGAUUGUACAACAGCCACGAGACUGAUUAUUAUCGUUGCGCCAAUGCUCUGGAAAAAUACUUUCAGACACGUAUGAAAGAGAUUGGUCUGUGGGACAAGUAGAAUUUUUAAGAAUGUCUUGUGAUAUAUUAUUAACAAAUAUAAAAACAAUAAUAAA
Molecule: messenger RNA, 3118 nt
Organism: Solenopsis invicta (red fire ant)
Lineage: Eukaryota; Metazoa; Arthropoda; Insecta; Hymenoptera; Formicidae
Product: histone acetyltransferase KAT2A
Exons: 5
Coding region: 616-3063 (815 amino acids)
Biological process (GO): chromatin remodeling; positive regulation of transcription by RNA polymerase II
Cellular component (GO): histone acetyltransferase complex; nucleus
Molecular function (GO): protein binding; histone H3 acetyltransferase activity
Source: RefSeq, a predicted model, not a curated record